Pristis pectinata (smalltooth sawfish) is the source of this 5340-nucleotide messenger RNA. RefSeq names its product kelch-like family member 21 (gene klhl21). Gene Ontology annotation, molecular function: protein binding. The record is from RefSeq and is a predicted model, not a curated record. Gene Ontology annotation, biological process: protein ubiquitination. The transcript is spliced from 5 exons. NCBI's taxonomy places the organism in Eukaryota, Metazoa, Chordata, Chondrichthyes, Rhinopristiformes, Pristidae. The coding region runs from base 198 to 2015 and encodes 605 amino acids.
ACUGUUGGCUUUCUACGUCGUUUGUCGGGACUCCCUCCCUGCUCUUGUUGCAGGGGCGGGGAAGGGGGCAGAGCGGAGAAAUCCCAGACGCGCCAGGAAACAGACCCGUGUCAGUUUUAUCGUCUCUUCAGUCUCCCAGGUCCGCCCUCCAGCAUUAUAGCCAGCGCCUCCAGAUGAUUUGAUCCCCAGCAGUCAGGAUGGAAAGGCCGAGCAUGCUCACCCAGGCCUCGGUGCUGCCUUUCUUCGACCCCAGUCAUGCUCUCAACAUUCUGCAAGGCAUCAAUGAGCUGCGAGUGGAGCGCAAGUUUUUUGACAUGACCCUCUGGGUGGACGGCCAGGACUUCCCCUGUCACCGCACCGUGCUAGCCGCAGCCAGCCACUACUUCAAGGCCAUGUUCGCUGGCCGGCUGAAGGAGAGCUACGCCGAGCGGGUGGAGCUGCACGGGGUGAAGGCCGAUAUUCUGGGCCUGCUGCUGGACUUCUCCUACACCGGCCAGGUGACUGUCACCCAGAGUAACGUGGAGCCUCUGGCCCGAGCCGCUGACCUCUUCCAGUUCCACUCUGUGAAGGAGGCAUGCUGUGCCUACCUGGAGCGCCAGCUGGAUGUGACCAACUGCCUGGAGAUCCAGGAAUUCGCUGAGGCCUACGCCUGCAGGAGCCUGGCUGAGAGCGCCAAAAGCUUCAUCCUGCGCCACAUCAUUGAGCUGUCGGAGGAGAAGGAGUUCGAGGCGUUGCCUCAGCGCCGGCUGCUUGAGUACCUGUCCGACGACAGGCUACACGUCGACAAGGAGGAGGUGGCCUACCAGCUGGCCCUGCGGUGGGUCAAGGCUGAUCCCAAACGCCGGUUGCGCUUCUGGCCCGAGCUCUUCGAGCACGUGCGCCUGCCCUUCAUCCGCCGCUUCUACCUUCUGGCCUACGUGGAAAGCGACCCGCUCGUCUACUACUCCCCGUUCUGUCUCAAGCUCAUCCACCAGGCCCGGGCCUUCCAGUCUUCUGAGUACGACCGGCAUGACUACCCGUGCGAGAGGAUGAGGGCUCGCCCCUCCACCGGCCUGGCCGAGAUCCUGGUGGUGGUGGGCGGCUGCGACAAGGAUUGUGACGAGCUGGUAACGGUGGACUGCUUCAACCCACAGACUGGCCAGUGGCGAUACCUCGCUGAGUUCCCUGACCACCUGGCUGGUGGCUACAGCAUCACUGCCUUUGGCAAUGACAUCUAUGUAACCGGUGGUUCUGAUGGGACGUCAUUAUACGACUGUGUGUGGCGAUACAAUUCCAGUGUGAAUGAGUGGACUGAGGUUUCUCCCAUGCUGCAGGCCCGUGAGUACCACAGUUCCGUUGUGCUCAAGGGACACAUUUACAUCCUUGCCCAUAACAGCUUGGAACGCUACGAUCACUCUGUCGACAGCUGGGAGGCCCUGCAGCCAAUGCCAUUUCCCAUGGACAACUGCUCAAGCACAGCCUGUCGGGGCAAGCUAUACACCAUUGGAACCCUUGCUGGCAAGGAAUCGAUGGCGAUUCAGUGCUACGACCCUGAGACUGACUUGUGGAGUAUGGUGACAUGUGGCUCAUUGCCUCCGUGGUCGUUCGUGCCAAAGACAGUGACUCUCAAUGGAUUAAUAUACUUUGUCCAGGAUGAUUCUUCAGAGGUUGAUGUAUAUAACCCAACAAAGAAUGAAUGGGACAAGAUCCCACCAAUGAAUCAGGUCCAUGUUGGGGGAAGUGUGGCUGCUCUGGGAGGAAAGCUGGUCGUCUCUGGAGGCUAUGAUAACACCUUUGAAUUAUCUGACGUAAUUGAGGCCUUCAACUUUCAGACUGGCUCCUGGAGCAUUGUGGGCCAUCUUCCUCAACCUACCUUCUGGCAUGGGUCUGUCAGCAUCUUCCGGCAGUUCAUGCCCACUGCCCGGGUCACCUUCGAGGGCACUGCCAAUGACAACCAUAACAAUGAAAUAAACAGUCUAAAUCUAGCCCGGUAUCGAAGGCAUCUUCACAAUGAGAACCUCCGCCUUUUGCACUGACCAGAUGGGAAUGAUGGCUAAGAUCUGUACAGUGAAACCCGCUCUGAAGCUCUCAAAUCAGCUGGCUGUUCCCCUCUUCCAAAAGAUUGCCAUCCAAUAGUGAACUGCCUUGUGUCAAUUUAAUGAUCGCCUUUCCUAAUUUCAUUUAAAAGUUGUCCUUGUUGCCACAAUCAGCAGUCGCUGGUCCUACUGAAUUUGGUUUUACCUUGGUUUGCUCUAUUUGCCUGGGUUCUCUCUACCACUGGCUACCGGCUUGAUUAGUCUCUUGGGUUUCACUACAAGUGGGGAGAUGUAAGUUUUGUCUUCCUGUACUAUUGUUUGUUAUAAAGCAUUGGUUAAGAAAGAAAACCUGCCUUUGUGUAGCUCAAAAUCAUAUCCACUAAAAGCUUCACUUGCAAUCAAUUUACUUUUAAGUUCCAGCAAUGUAGAACAAUGAAGCAACCAUUCUGUGCACAGCAAAAACCAUGAACAGGAAUGUGGUUAAUAAUUAGUGAUAAUGUUUGAGGGAGGAAUAUUGGGGUGAUAGGACACUCAAGAACACCAGUAAUGUUCAAAUAAUAUGGGAUCUUUAACGUUUAGGGAGAUAGAAUCUCGGUUUAGUGCUCCAUUGGAGAGAUGUUGAGGGGGUAUGAUGCCUUCUUUCUAAUAAGAAAUUGAGUCCCAAUCAUCCAGACUGGACAACAUUAACAACCGUGAAACCAGAGCUUGAGUAGGUCACAAACUUAGGGCUUCCUUUUGUGUUGAUCUCCAGCCCAAAUUUCUAUAAUGGCUAAUGUUGUCAUUUAAACUCUGGGGCUGUUGUUGCUGGGCUGGCUGUGAGGGAGGAGCAAGAAAGUACGACUACGGUAAAACUCUGAUGGUUUGGCAACUGGCUCGGUGAAUGCUGAUUCCUGUGCCUCCUUUAAUCACACCAGGGCCCUGGUUCCCAUGCUCCCUUUAAACUUACUGGGUUUGCUGAAAAAUGUAUUAUUACAACAGUGUAAUCACUUUUUUUUAAAAAGAAGUGAAUUAAAAGUGUCUUGGGAGUAUUUGGAAUAAUAUCCAAUAAUUCAGAAAAUCUGCCAGUAGCAGCACCAGAGUGCCCGAUUAAUAGAACUCUACCGUAAUUGGAAUGCUCUAAUGCUGGCACAGGAAUUAUGGGAUGAAUGGCCACUUACAGUACUUUGAUUCUAUGAAUGCAACAGAUGGGCUGUCUGUCACAUGGCAUUGCAGAUGCUAUUUAAAAACAUUGUCAGUUAGUGUACAACACACCACCAAGUGCUGGACCCUCCAGUGAAACUACAUGUUACAGUGAGGUUGUACUGUAGGUCUGAAACCAAACUCAUGAUGUGGGGGUGGGUGAGUGAGACUGAAUACAGCCAAAUCUUGAGUACAUUUGGGUUUGGCCUUGUACUGCAACUCUUGUAAAGGUUAUUGAUAUUUAUUCGAUUGGAAGUGUUGUAGGUUUUGUUGGCUUUUUAAAAGGUCUUGUUGGAAUGCCUGAUGUUGGUCAAGUUAGGUGCAACUCGGUAUGAUCCAGCGCAAUGGAAACCAGGAAGGUGCCAGAUCCGUCUUCUAUCUGAUGCCCUCAACGACCCACUAGCUUUCUGCCAUUCACUAUUGACCAAAGAUUUGGAUUCAUAUCAGCUCUUUCAUAACCUAGGAAAUACUAAAGGGGCUUACUGGCAACCAAGUACUUAAAGUGUUUUUAUAAGCAGGGCAAUAAUUUGGGCAGCUAAUUUGUGCGCACAAAUUACCCAAUUAGUCAGUUGCAGUGUUGAUUGGAUAUGUGACACCAGAUGUAGGUGUGAAGGUAGGAAUGGAUUUGAGCUACGUAAGUUUCCUCAACAUCAGAAGAAUUUUAGGGGUGGGGCUGUUUCCAAUAUGGUAACAAUAAUUAGAGAACAUAAGCUACAAUUGCUCGCCCAAUCAGACUUAGGAGCCAUUGCUGCUACAAGCUAUAGAACACUAAUUAUUGUUUUAUCUUUAAGGCUGGUGUUCUGUUCUGAACAAUUUGAGCUGUGUUUUACCACAGGAAUGAGGUGUCUAACUUUUUUUAACUGUUGCUAGUGUUGUUUCUGAGUGUAUUGGAAUAGAGCAAAGAGCUCUGAGCACAGUCAUUCAAUAAAGGCUCUUGAUCUAAUCCAUCCUUCUUUAUAUGAAGGAGAAGUGAAGUGAGUUCCAGUUUGAAGGACCACUCAGUCUAUUCAAGGGUUGGUAAGGACUCCAAACAGACUUCACCAACGGCCUUUUGAAAGUACUGUCUUUUACAUUUUAAGGCUGAAUCUAAUCAGAUUAAAAUCUUGCAGCACCAGUCUGAGUGUGAAUCUCAAAUUGGAUUCCCCAAUUCUAAAUUCUGAACCCUCACCCAGAUGGCCAUGUGCUAUCUUUUAAUUUCCUUCAAACUGUUUCCCACUGUCCUCAACCUCAGCAAUUUAACCCCUAAAUCUUCAUACUGAAUCAAAACACUACUCAUAUUCAGAAGGAUAGGAUCUGCUUCUGGUAAAGGCUUGUUCCACAUUGCCUCCAUGAAUGAGUGGAAUGGAUGGGACACUUGCAUUAUUAUUUAUAAAUUAGUGGAAGUAGAUGAGAAUGCAAUUAAAUAUUGCAGGGUCGCUAGUUUAUCAUAAAUUGAAAAUUUUUGGCUAGCUAUUGGAAGAUCCUUUUGGAUUUUGAAAGUAAAUGUUGUGGAUAAUUCAGUGACUUGAACACAACGUGAAACAAAUUUGCUGCUGGCAGUAUUCUGGCCGGUUGUUUGGAAGGAUAUCAGAAGUGUUUUGUUCGUCUGUUCUUUGCACUCCUAAAGGCACCUAUUGCUGGGUUACGACUUGAGGCACUGUUUGCCAAUCGUCCAUUCUUUCUCUGUCAACUUAACCUACCAAUAUUUGCAUGAAAAGAGGUCAUUUGAUCACAGCUGGAACUGAGGUAUCCUCCCUUAUUAACUGUAGUCAGGAGUUUUGUUUCAUCCUUCCUCCUUAGCCUGAUGUGCUGAAGCCAAGAACAGUAAUCCCACUGCCUGGUGGCUUAAUGGAGAUAGUGGAGCCUGUGCCUUUGCUGGUUCAGAGUUCAGCUUGUGGAGAAACUGUUUCUCAAGGAAGAUUUUUUUUCAAAGAAAAUUCUGAAUUAGAAUAUUAUCUUUUGUAUAUUGAUGAGAAAUGAACACUUGAGGAAAGUUAAUACAAUUGCCUUUCAAAAUCUCUAGCAUCUGCUGUGAGUUUUGAGCACUAUUUCCUGGUUUAAGCUUGUUUUCAGUGUGUAUCUUUUGAAGUGCAGUGAAUUAUUGUACAUAUGUGCAGUUUAUAUUGAAGUUACAUUAUACAAAUUCCACUAAAUAAAAUGUUCACUC